GUCGAUUGGGCAGUACUCGAGUCGAAACCAGAAUUUGAAAAGAGAGGGAGAGAAAGGCAAGAAGAAACAGCCCUAUCUUUUUCUCAGAAUUCAACCAUCAAAAACCCGGCCCCACAGACCUCUGCCAGCAAAAGCAAACGAGAGCGCGUCAAUGGGGAAUUUCAGUGGGCCGGACGCGCCUGUACUUGCUGCACGUCGACACGUGAGCUGCGAGCGACGUUCCCAUGCCAAUUAAGCACGGACUCACCUACCCAAUACGUACCUCUCUCACACUCACAACCAACAUCAUCAAGCAAGCCUCACCAUUGACCAUACCAUAUCAUCACAUACUACAAUCCAAAUCUCAAAGAUCGCCCAAAAUGGCCACCCGCCGUAUCAUCUCCCAAGAAAAAACCCUCCUCGACCAGCCCGACCCAAACUCCCCCUCAUCCUCCUCCCCAGCUCAAAAGUCCAACAUCACCCCCGCCGUCCCCUCAGCCGUCAUCUUCAAGCUCCUCGCCUUCACACUCGCCAUGAUGGUCGUACCUAUCGGGUCUUACUUUGCCACCGUCAACACCCUGUUCAAAGGCAACUCAACCUACGCCGGCGGCCUCGCAGCCAUAAUGGCAAACGUAGUCCUCAUAGGCUACGUCCUUGUAGCCAUGGCAGAGGACCAGUCCGACCGUCUAGAAGAGGAGAAAAAGCAAAAGCACGAGGGGAAGAAGGAUCGUUGACCACUGUCUUUUUCAUUUCUUCUCGUCUCAACUAAAAAUUAUCUUGUCCAUAUUUUACCCCCAUACACACAGAUGGGACACGGUUCCUGCUACUUACUACCUACGAUAUGGUCUUUAAGAGGGGAUUGAGUGGCAAAGUUAUGGAAUGGGUGUGGCUAUUGAGUACCAGUAUUGAGGCAGAGAGGACUAGAUAGCCCGUGUGGCAUUAAUGCAUCAAUCAUGGGAUCAAAUGUCCAAACUGUAAACUAUAUUUGUCUCUAGUUUCAAUCACAUGACACAACAAAU
Podospora bellae-mahoneyi is the source of this 998-nucleotide messenger RNA. RefSeq names its product vacuolar ATPase assembly integral membrane protein vma21 (gene VMA21). The record is from RefSeq and is a predicted model, not a curated record. Gene Ontology annotation, cellular component: endoplasmic reticulum membrane. Lineage: Eukaryota; Fungi; Ascomycota; Sordariomycetes; Sordariales; Podosporaceae. The transcript has 2 exons. The coding region runs from base 225 to 713 and encodes 162 amino acids. Gene Ontology annotation, biological process: vacuolar proton-transporting V-type ATPase complex assembly.